This is a messenger RNA of Pygocentrus nattereri (red-bellied piranha), 6695 nucleotides long. RefSeq names its product diacylglycerol kinase beta (gene dgkg). Gene Ontology annotation, biological process: diacylglycerol metabolic process; intracellular signal transduction; lipid phosphorylation. The record is from RefSeq and is a predicted model, not a curated record. Gene Ontology annotation, cellular component: plasma membrane. The transcript has 27 exons. The coding region runs from base 677 to 3370 and encodes 897 amino acids. Lineage: Eukaryota; Metazoa; Chordata; Actinopteri; Characiformes; Serrasalmidae. Gene Ontology annotation, molecular function: calcium ion binding; ATP-dependent diacylglycerol kinase activity.
GCUCUGUCGAUGGUGGUGGCGGAGGGGGGAGUGUGCAUGCGUGUGAAAGACAGAGAAAGAGAGAGAGAGAGAGAGCGGUUGGCUCUGUGUAAACAGGCUGUCAGAAAAGAAAGUGCAGGGACGUUUCCACACGCUGCUGCAGCUGACGGAGACAGCCGCGCAACCUAGAGGAGGAUAAUCACGAGAGAAAAGGAGAGUCUAAUUAAUUCAUGCUGGAGAGAUGUUGUGCUGCCUCUGAGUGUAAAGGCUUCAGUGCUGCGUGUGCACCUCUGCCUGUAGCUUUGUGCUCAUGUUUAUCUGCUAGCGACGGGAUCCGCCAGUGCUCUGACCAUUGGAGAACCUCAUGGUAUCAUCAUCAUCACCUGGCUGAACGGAGGUCAUUGUGGGUCAUAGGUCAUUCAUUCAGCCUUGCUGUGAUCUUUGUGUGAACAUCCCUGCUGUGUAAAUCACAGCCCCGACCUGUCACACCUCGUCCGUUUCACCUUGACUCUGCACUCGUCCUCUCAUCUCCCCGUCCCAAGACUUCCCUGCUCCAGUGCCACCUCUUUCACCAUCUGCUCACAGAAGGAGCUGGGAUGACGCCAAACCUGCUCACCUCCAUAUUCUACCUCAACCAGGGCUAAUCAUCAUCAUCUCCACACACCCACUCCUCGCCACACACACUCCAGCCGGCGAGAUGGGCGACGGGAGCUGGGUGUGUCUGAGCCCAGCCGAGUUCUCCCAACUGCAGCAUUACAGCGAAUAUUCCUCUAAGAAGCUGAAAGAUGUUUUGGAGGAGUUUCAUGGAAAUGGUGUGCUCUCUAAGUACAACCCUGAGCAGAAGCAAGACGUUCUCAACCAACCUAUUGACUACGAGGGCUUCCAGCUCUUCAUGACCACCUAUCUAGAGAAUGACAUCCCAGAGGAACUGUGCCAUCACCUCUUCACCUCAUUCAAGAGCAAGACCAGCGGAGGCAGCUCCCCUGAUGCCCCCCGCACCGGAGCCACGCUGCUAGAACCCAAGUCGAUUGAUGCAGGCAUCUCUAUACAGACAGAAGUGGCUUGUGCACCUAUAACAGGGAUGAAUGGGAAGAGUAUUCUCAGUGCUAUGGGUAGACAUACUCCAGAGCACUCUGCAGGGAUAACUCCAGGCUCAGGUGCUACCACCUCCCCAUGCUCCUCCCGCUCCUCCUCCCAGCGCUCAGGCACAGGGGGACAAACGCCUGGGGCUCUACAUCGCUCGCCCUGCACGCAGCCCAAAGCACCAUUGGCCAGCAGCAGCAGCAGCAAUGCCCUGGCUCCAUCCAAAAUGACCAACUCUCCAAGACUCUCCCCAGAGCAAAAUCGGUCAGAAAAGGGAAUGUCUCUCAGGAGAAGUCCAUCUCCUCAGAAGAGUUCUGCACUUUCCUCGCCACAGGUGGUCUUCCUGAAGGACAUUGUGUGCUACCUGUCCCUGCUGGAGCGAGGGACCCCAGAGGAUAAGCUAGAGUUCAUGUUCCGGCUGUACGACACAGAUGGCAAUGGCCUGCUGGACAGCUCAGAACUCGACCGCAUCAUCAAUCAAAUGGUUCAUGUAGCAGAAUACCUGGAAUGGGAUUCAACCGAGCUGCAGCCGAUACUGAAAGAGAUGAUGGAGGAGAUCGACUAUGACCGGGAUGGAACAGUCACACUAGAGGAGUGGAUUAGAGGCGGGAUGACAACCAUACCUCUACUGGUACUGCUGGGCAUGGAGACGAAUGUACAAGAAGAUGGGCAGCAUGUAUGGAGACUGAAGCACUUCAACAAGCCAGCGUACUGUAACUACUGUCAAACAAUGCUGUUAGGAGUACGGAAGCAAGGCCUUUGCUGCUCACUAUGCAAGUACACAGUCCAUGAGCGCUGUGUGUCCAAAGACAUUGCUGCCUGCAUCAGCACCUAUGCCAAGUCCCGCAGACACACCAACGCUAUGCAGCAUGUAUGGAUGGAGGGCAACUCACCAACCAAGUGUGACCGAUGUCACCGCAGUAUCAAGUGCUACCAGGGCCUUACUGGACUUCAUUGUGUUUGGUGUCAAAUUACUCUCCAUAACAAGUGUGCGUCUAAUGUGAAGCCGGAGUGUGAUGGUGGAGCACUGAAGGACCACACCCUACUGCCUUCUUACAUCUGCCCUGUUGUACUGGAUCGUCACUCUGUAGUAAAAAGAGGAGAAGGCGAGUCAUCCCCCAGCACCAGUCCCGAUGACUCCAACCAGUGCUUCAAAUUCACGGGAGAUGGCCAAGCACUGCAGAUCACCCCUCUUCCUGGGACACAUCCUCUGCUGGUGUUGGUAAACCCUAAGAGUGGUGGUCGGCAGGGUGAAAGGGUGUUGCGGAAGUUCCAGUACCUGCUUAAUCCCAGACAGGUGUACAGUCUGGACCGUGGAGGACCCACAGUAGGACUCAACUUCUUCCGGGAUGUGUCUGACUUCCGAGUAUUGGCCUGUGGAGGGGAUGGAACAGUGGGCUGGAUUUUGGAUUGCAUUGAUAAAGCUAAUUUUGCCCGUCAUCCCCCUGUCGCCAUCCUUCCGCUGGGCACUGGGAAUGACCUGGCACGCUGCCUUCGCUGGGGUGGAGGCUAUGAGGGAGGCAGUCUUCUUAAGUUCCUCAGGGACAUCGAGCACAGCACUGAAGUGGUUUUGGACCGCUGGAACAUAGACAUCGUCCCUGAUGAUAAAGAGGAGAAGGGAGACCCUGUGCCCUACAGCAUAGUCAACAACUACUUCUCCAUUGGAGUGGAUGCAUCGAUAGCUCACAGAUUCCACUUGAUGAGAGAGAAACAUCCAGAAAAGUUUAACAGCAGGAUGAAAAACAAGCUCUGGUACUUUGAAUUUGGCACUACAGAGACCAUCUCAGCCACUUGUAAGAAGCUAAAUGAGAGCAUUGAAGUGGAGUGUGAUGGCAUCAUCCUGGACCUCAGCAGCACAUCUCUGGAGGGCAUCGCUGUGCUUAAUAUCCCAAGCAUGCAUGGUGGAUCCAACCUGUGGGGUGAGACCAAAAAGAGACGUAACUACAACCGCAUGAGCAAGAAAGUACCAGAGAGGAUGCCUGCUAGCACCGUCACAGAUGCCAAGGAGCUCAAAUUCUGCGUACAAGACCUGAGUGACCAGCUCCUAGAAGUGGUGGGCUUAGAAGGGGCCAUAGAGAUGGGCCAGAUCUACACAGGCCUGAAGAGUGCUGGUCGACGUCUUGCCCAGUGUGCCAGUGUCACUAUCAGGACGUCCAGACUCCUGCCUAUGCAGAUUGAUGGGGAGCCGUGGAUGCAGCCUCCAUGCACGAUACGAAUUACACACAAGAAUCAGGUGCCCAUGCUGCUGGGCCCUCCACAGAAAACACCCUUCUUCUUCCUCAAAAAGUGCAACAGAAGUCGGGACUAGACCAAUCACCCUCCCUGCCACAAAAACACAAAACAUAUCUUCACCAUCCUCAGCCCUGCUAUCUGCUCGGGGUGGUGGAGAUGGAUAUCUGGCUGAACGACUACAGAUGUACAAUUCUUUGGUGACUUACGGAUGAAAAAACGUUUAGCUCUUUCUUGCAUGGACAAUGGACUCCAACUUCCAUAGUAGCCUAAUAUUCAGAGGCUUCCGUGACUGAAUGAACCAACUCAGUGUCUUGACCAGUUCCUGUGUAUUUAAAUCUCUCCUAUUCCUAUCACAGGCUCCUCAGCCUGGAAGCUAUGUCCCAGUUCUACCAAGACACCCCACCAGUAGGCCACUGCCUUCAUAUCACACUUUGCCCUCUCACUUCUCGUGAGUGGGAUCAUCAGAUGAUACUGACUGAGAAGCAGAGGGGAUGAUGCAGAAGGAGCUGAGAAAGAAACUACAGUGCUCAGGAACAUCAUCAAAAUUGUCACCAAAGUAAGGUGAAAAUGGGACAGAGAGUGCUACAUUCAGGGUAGACAGCCGGAGAAAGAAAGUCACCCUGUCAUGAAAUUGUCCUCAAAGUGGGAUUGGGUGGUGCACACUGAGACGUCACUGGGCCCAAGCUUGGCCUGGCAGGACCAGGGAACAAACUCUCCUUCUGAAGUCUGCUGAAUAAUAGAUCAGUGCAUGCAAAGCACUCACUCCAGUGCCUCUCCAAGGCCCCACAACACACCACCACUUAAAGAGACGAAACAGCAAGCUCAUCUAUUAUAAAGUGGGUUGUUUAUGACCAGUGGGCUGGUGGGGGUAGGUAAGCUUGGGUUUACAAUCUGAGAGAUGCACACCUCCAGCCUCCACCUACUGUUUGCUUCUAGCUUAUCUGGUGUCCGCCCUCAGGCUGAUGUCCAUGGGUUGCUAAUGUCAAUUUUGUAAAACGAUGCAGGUGUCUUGUGGCUUGGGUUGUUCUUGGUGUGCCAGACACAGUUAAGAGCAUAAACUAAGAAGGUGCCAACUGAAGUAAUAUAUACAUUCAUAUAUAUAUAGGUUAUAAGUUAGAUACGUACUUAGAUACUAAGCUAUCAAAAUGACUGCACAGAGAAAAACAGUCUAAUUAGCAACAUAAUCUUUUGAGCAGUUCAUUGGAAAGUCUUUUUCCAAAUGAAGUGUGUCAUUAGCAUAGCAUAUACUAAAUCCAAAUGCAACUCCCGAUUUCAAGCAGUAUCUUUCAUAUGAAACACUGUUCCUAAUUACAGCAUGAAAACAUCAGAUCCUAAGUUUGAGUCCAAAGGCAAAGAUUUUUGAGAACCCCUAACUGGUCAAUGCAGGGAAAAGAAUCUACAUUGCCGGGCACCAUAUACGCUGUGAAGUAAACAUUUUUUAACCUUUCUAAUGUAGCUCUUGGAGAUGCUAUCAUUGUAAGACUAAAGAUGCCUACCAUCAUGUAUAUAAAUACACAGUAGUUGUAUAUUCUGAAAGCCUUCUUGUGUGCAUACAUAUGAAUGUGUUUGAUAACUUGCAGAGAAUUGUAAUAUAGCAGCAGAGACUAGCAAACUUAUCUAUUAGGUGACAUGAAUGGCAGAUAUGAGCAAAUGUCACCAGUAGAGAUCAACGCUCUGUAAUCAUCAGAUACAUUGGCAGUGUGCUGUAUUCAGAGUGGAGAUGGUAGAACCACAGAAAUUACAUAACACAGAUCUGGGUUUAGAUUUAUUUUUCAGCUUGAGAUAACUUCAGAUUUGAACUUUUAAAGGUCAACUAUGAUUGUACAGUGGAGGCUAACUCUCCUUAAAGCACGCAGAACACAAUUCUCUUAAUGGGGCAGGCUGGGUUGCUCUGCCUCUGGUUCCCUUUAAAGAACACUGAACCGCAGAUGCUGUAUCAAGGUCCUAUAAAGUGCAAAUCUGGCUAGAUGAUCACAGGAUCUGACAUUGACCUCCUGUCAGUCACACGCUAGUGAAUUUCACUAGGUUUCUGUGGUCAUCAGACAGUUAUCUUUUAUAGCCCUUUGGUACUUCAUAACAGGCGGUUUGGUUAAAAGAGUGCAUGUUUACAGUUUCUUUUCAUUUUACAGUUUAGACUGAUUUUAAAUAGUUGUGUAUAUAUAGAUAUUUGUUUAUAUUUUAUCUAAAGUUAUACCACCGCAUGCCUGCUGAAGCAAAGAAGACAAAGGUGUCUGCUUGAAGAGAGACCAUGCUGAUUGUUGCAACCCUACCAGUUUCUCCUCAUCAUAUUUCUGGACCUUAUCUAACUUUUGCUUAAUGGUCAUAGCCUGCUGUAUUUAUUCGUUGUAUUUUUCUCAUAAUAUAGGUUCGUAGCAUGUUCAUAGUAGAAGUACCUCUGUGGCUGUUCUUUGUUAAGUACUCUGUAGAGAAUGGUUUGGCACUAAGACAAAUGUAUUAACAGGGAACUGAUGUAUGUCGCUGGCAUUCUACCCACAGGAAAUGUCAUCCCUGAUAUAUUCCAUUGUCACCUUCUCUGUUGUUUCUGUCAAUGUAAAUGACUGAUGGCCUUAAACAACAAAUACAGAAUAGCAUUUUGCCUGGAGCAGCACACAUGCAAUACAAACUAAGAAGUCAACCAAAAAAGGAAACAAAAUAAGUGGAACUCUUCUACUGUGUUGCACAAAUAGGUAUUUGUUGCCAUUAGCUUCAUAAUUACGGGCCAGGAUUCCCAUCAUCACCCUCUGUGCAGGACCUGACAAUGUUGACACAUCGUCAAAAGUUGACUAUCAAUUUAUGUGUGCAAAAAUUUCUCUUGCAAAUCUUCAUUUAUCAAUGUUUAAUACUUCUGUCUUAUGUCUCUGCAUACCAGAAAAUGAUGCGGUAUAAUUUCAAAAAACAUGCUGCUUCCUUGCUCAUAUCUUAGGACAUGGAGGAAACUGAAUUUCUGGACAACAUGUGGUCUUUAACAGUGAUGGUGAAAUAUCCAUUUCAAUAAAUAGUCUCUUUUCUUUUCUGCAUUGCUCUGAUUUUGACCUUGCCUGUAAAUCAGACAGAGGUGGCAUGGUUUAGCCCAGUGCAGCCCUAUUCUUAGCUGAGGCAGAAAACCAGUAUUAAAUGACACAGACGCAGUAAAGCCCAUGUCAUUCCUCAGUGUGAUAUUCUACAUGUAUGUGUAAGCCCAUGUUGAGUUAAUGUGGUUUGUAGCACUCCAUCUGUGUGUCAACAAGGGUCAAGGGCACAGUGCAAAACCCUAUGGACUGAGCUCCCACUAAAGAGGAAGGAUUGAUUGCCCCUUCUCCUGACCCUCUUAUCCUCUGUCCUCCCCAUCACUAUCGUUAGUUGUAGGCAUCCAUGUUGAUGGACAAAAGAUUUAUUGAAUAAAAGGAGAGGUUGAGAACUGA